Molecule: messenger RNA, 2488 nt
Organism: Pan troglodytes (chimpanzee)
Lineage: Eukaryota; Metazoa; Chordata; Mammalia; Primates; Hominidae
Gene: PITX1
Product: paired like homeodomain 1
Exons: 3
Coding region: 504-1448 (314 amino acids)
Biological process (GO): anatomical structure morphogenesis; regulation of transcription by RNA polymerase II
Cellular component (GO): nucleus
Molecular function (GO): RNA polymerase II cis-regulatory region sequence-specific DNA binding; DNA-binding transcription factor activity, RNA polymerase II-specific
Source: RefSeq, a predicted model, not a curated record
GAGGGCGCGGCGGCGCGGGCGGCUUGGGGCUGGAUUCCGCCCGCGCUCCCUCGCUCGCUCGCUCCCUCCCCAGCCCCCUCCCACCCAGGCCCACCCCACCCAGCACCCCUGGCGCAGGGACUGCUGGAACCUGGCUGUGCGCGCUGUCGCUUUAAGACAGACUCUGCCGGCGCCGUCCGGAGCCUUAGAAACCGGCCCCGGAUCGCGAGCCGGAGCCGGGGCCGGCCGGGCUGCUGAGGCCCGAGCGGCUGAGGCCCGAGCGGCAGGAGCGCAGCGCGGAGCGCUGAGCCAGGCGCCCGGUCGCGAGAAGCUGCCGCCGCCUCUGCCAGCCCGGCGCCGCAGCCCCGGGCGGUCCAUGGGGCGGGCACGGCGUCGCUGCAGGCGCCGGCAGCCCUGGAGGGCAGCCGCUUAGGCGCUGCGCUCUUGUCCCCGCAGGUCGCAGCCAGGGCGGCGGGGCGCGCCCAGCCCCGGCCCCUGGAGCGCCCGCCGCGGUCCCCACCUCCAUGGACGCCUUCAAGGGGGGCAUGAGCCUGGAGCGGCUGCCGGAGGGGCUCCGGCCGCCGCCGCCGCCACCCCAUGACAUGGGGCCCGCCUUCCACCUGGCCCGGCCCGCCGACCCCCGCGAGCCGCUCGAGAACUCCGCCAGCGAGUCGUCUGACACGGAGCUGCCAGAGAAGGAGCGCGGCGGGGAACCCAAGGGGCCCGAGGACAGUGGUGCGGGAGGCACGGGCUGCGGCGGCGCAGACGACCCAGCCAAGAAGAAGAAGCAGCGGCGGCAACGUACGCACUUCACAAGCCAGCAGUUGCAAGAGCUAGAGGCCACGUUCCAGAGGAACCGCUACCCCGACAUGAGCAUGAGGGAGGAGAUCGCCGUGUGGACCAACCUCACCGAGCCGCGCGUGCGGGUCUGGUUCAAGAACCGGCGAGCCAAGUGGCGUAAGCGCGAGCGUAACCAGCAGCUGGACCUGUGCAAGGGUGGCUACGUGCCGCAGUUCAGCGGCCUAGUGCAGCCCUACGAGGACGUGUACGCCGCCGGCUACUCCUACAACAACUGGGCCGCCAAGAGCCUGGCGCCAGCGCCGCUCUCCACCAAGAGCUUCACCUUCUUCAACUCCAUGAGCCCGCUGUCGUCGCAGUCCAUGUUCUCGGCACCCAGCUCCAUCUCCUCCAUGACCAUGCCGUCCAGCAUGGGCCCAGGCGCCGUGCCUGGCAUGCCCAACUCGGGCCUCAACAACAUCAACAACCUCACCGGCUCCUCGCUCAACUCGGCCAUGUCGCCGGGCGCUUGCCCGUACGGCACUCCCGCCUCGCCCUACAGCGUCUACCGGGACACGUGCAACUCGAGCCUAGCCAGCCUGCGGCUCAAGUCCAAACAGCACUCGUCGUUUGGCUACGGCGGCCUGCAGGGCCCGGCCUCGGGCCUCAACGCGUGCCAGUACAACAGCUGACCGCCCCGCCGCACCACGCGGGCCGGCUGCCGGAGCGGGGAAGGGCGCGGGCGCGGAGGACGCACGCGGGGCCCCGGCUCGCAAGCCCCAGCUCACCGCGCCGCGGACCUCACACCUGCGCAGCCCCCUCCUCCCACUUCCCACUCCGGGUUGGUUUUGUGUUUGCUUUUCCGGACCCCACUCUUCCCUCCAAAAAGACAAAAAAAAAAAAAAAAAAAAGCAAAAAGACGUCGGAGAAAAGUGCCGCGAAAAAAUGGAUGAGUUGCAAUUUCUCUCGGGAUGGCGCGGGUGGUGUGUGUGUGUUCCCACGGGCCCCGGAGGCCCACUCCGCGGAGGGCACGCGGCGCGGUAAGCGAGCGCCGAGGCCCAGCGGCCGGGGGAGGACGACCUCGUAGCCCGCGUCCCCGCCGCGCUGGAUCCGGACUGAGCGGCCGGUCCUGCGGACUGGAUGUGCGGGGCCUGGACUUGCCUAGGAUUUCCCGACCCCGUACAAACCAAGUUGCCCUCUCCGAGCUGGGCCCGGCCGAGAGCGCCUUAGCUCGAGUCGGAUCCGUGUUGGAGCGGGCGUUGGGUUUGGGGGGACGGUGCCCCCAGCCCAGGAUCGGGCACUCAGUGGAGCCGCACACGGCCCCGGCGCGCCUGGUAGAGCCUCGCUGGCCCUGCGCCCCGGAGCCCUAUAUUAAGGCCACGGAGCGACAGCGGGCAGUGCGGACCUGGCGGGAGGUGGGGGAGGUCCAUCUCAGAACACCCCAGCCUUGAGCUUAGCUGCAGGCCCAGGCCCUCUGCUCUGCUCCCGGGCUAGGAGGUGGCCCUCUGGGCGAACAGCCCCCUCCUCACCGCCCGCCGUGCAAGAGUCGAGCCGGUAGAGCAAGGGGCGCGGCCCCAGGGCCCUGCGCCCACUUUGCACACCCGCUCUCCGGCCCGCGCCCCUGUUUACAGCGUCCCUGUGUAUGUUGGACUGACUGUAUAGAAUUAUAAAUCUGUCUAUAUCGACUUGUCCAUGUACGUCUAUUAAAACCAUAGUCCGAGCGUGCUAAGCA